Messenger RNA from Parascedosporium putredinis, 5241 nucleotides. The record is from the annotation of a GenBank genome assembly. Lineage: Eukaryota; Fungi; Ascomycota; Sordariomycetes; Microascales; Microascaceae.
AUGGAGACGGAAGAAGGGACGACUGAUGUCGUCCAUCCCGAAGUUCGGGCCCACAUUAACAGCCUCGUCUCCGCGCUUGGCGGUCUGAGUGCCGACGACGACGGGCGUUACGUCCUGGGUGAUGAUGCCCUCGAUGUCCUCCGCGAUCUUAAGAAAUGGAUUCGAUUCUACGACGAAAAGAUGAACCGAAUGGACGUAGCUCGUUGCAUAUUUGACUCCAACGUUGUUGAAGGCGAUCUCCUCAAGAUCUUGGCGCUGUGGACCGAGGCCGACGCGGAAAGCAAGUUCAAAGCCAAGCUAACUCUCUCCUGUCUCGAAGUCAUGGUACCUCUUACCUGGCCUUUCGAAAAGGACCCAGAACGACUGACCGUCAACAAUUACCGUCAUAUGCCGGUCCUUGAACUGGCGCAGGUGCAGUACAAACGAGCGAUAAUCAACCACGAUGCCACCCGAGUCCUACACACCGCCAUCAGAAUGGCCCUGCCUUCAAUGGCGCUUCCGAUCGGAGACCGCACGGCCAGAGACCAGGGAAUUAUCAAACUUUAUGACGGAGACGAAAGCCAGAUAUCCCGAUCAGCCCUCAUUGAUGCUUUCUCCUACCAAGACAUCUUUCUCGUCUUGUUGACCGUAGCGUCAAAUAUGGGCGAAGAUUUCAGGACUGAAGAUGUGAUUGUCAUGGAAAUAUUGUUUCACUUGGUCAAGAGGGUGGAUGCGGACUGGCUGUUCAUGAACGAGAAGCAGCAGGACAAGGCGAAAGCGGAGGAUCUUGUCGCCUUGAUGAAGAAGGAAGAAGCUAUGCAAAGCUCCCACAAGAAGCACGCCGCCUCCCGGCAUAAUAGGUUUGGCACGACCAUCUGGGUGAAGCGCGACGACGGCAAAAUGUCCACCAUUUCCAGCCAAGCAGCCCUCAUAGAUGUUGCCACGCGACAGCGUAAGCUCGACGAGAGCAAAUCUUUCAGGCCGCCCAAGUAUCGCAAGAAGAACGUGGCCGAUAACACAGACCUCGGGCCGGCCCCCAAACUCAAUUCGCGGGCGAGUGAUCAACUCAAAGGGCAAUUCUUCUAUCUAGUUGCGUGGUUCCUGCGCGCGGAACGGGCGCGACAAAAGAUGCGGCCGACGCCGAGGGGCACUACACAAGAGGAGGAAGAUGUUAGCCCUUUCAACCUCGUGGCUAGCGUCCUUACACAGGAGAUGUUCAUCACCUUGCAAAGGUCAAUGAGGAUAGCCCUAGACAACAAGACCUGGGAGGACCUGAUUGCCAUCAUGCGAUGCUUCACACAAAUCCUGCUGACAGUCCAGGAUAUGACGGCUACGGGCAACGAGGCUGACGAAGAGAUUGCAGAGAAUAUUCUGAGCCGUCUAUUUUACGAGGACACAGUUCACGAGCUCGUGACAAGCGUCGUUCGUAAUUACAAUCACCAAGGCUUUGAGUUUUUGGACGCGUCAACGGAGCUGGCGCACCAUUUUGUGCGUCUGCUCGAGGCGUAUUCGAAGAAGAACGUGGAUAUGCAGGUCCGAUCGCGGAAGAAAGCACGCAAGAAGAAGCGGGAUGCUGCCAAGGCUGGUGGAGACGGCGGCGAUGACGGGGACGACCUUGGAGCAUCGGAUGAGGAUGAGCAGCAGGCGCAAAAGACGGUCUCAGAGCGCAAGUUCAGCUUCGAGUCGUUUGCACAGCGUUUCAUUCCUCAGAAUGUCGUUGACACCUUUGUGAUCUUUCUCAAGCAUUACCGAGAACUCAACGAUGACCAGCUCAAGCGUAUUCACCGCUACUUUUACAGGUUAGCCUUCAAGCAGAAUAAAGCUGUGAUGCUAUUCAGGGUAGACAUCAUCCACCUGCUCUACAGUAUGAUCAAGGGUCCGGAACCGUUAGAGAGGAAUUCCGCUCUCUAUAAGGAUUGGGAGGAGCUUAUCAAGCAGGUACUGAGGAAGUGUGCCAAGAAGUUUCAGGAGCAGCCAGCACUCGCUGUGGAGAUGCUCUUCAGCAAGACAAACGAGAUUGCGCAUUUCAUCGAGACGGGCCAAGAGCGAGAGCAGAAGAAGGCCAACCCUCGUCCUGCAGCGGAGCUCGAGUUCCGGCGCACAGAAGAGCUGGACAAACAGAUUGCCAUUGUCGUGGGGGCUUUACUAGACAGGAAUGAAGUGGAGCACAUUUCGUGGGUCAAGCGUGUUCUCCGCGCGGCGGAACAGGAAAGGCGGGAGUGGUUGGAGUCCGAGGCUGCCUUGCCUUCGGUUGAAGCUGGAGGGGCAGAGGGCGAGAAGCCUGCCGGAGACCCGAAUGAGGUUUCAACCCGCACGACAGAACCAACAGAGCUCAAGGAGCCUCCUUCCUACAAUGUGAAAGCUGAUACUGACGCUCGCCGCCUGGAAAUGGUGAAAAACCCUUAUCUACGACUCUUGAUGAAGACUGUCGGAAUCGCGAGGCUCAGUCCAAGCCUCGAAGAAACCUUGGACUCAAUCUGGACCAUCUCAUCGGAGGUCACGGCAGAUCAACUCAAGGAGUACGUCGAUCUCAUCAACGCAGCCGAGUUCAACCCUCCCACUUUUGAGGAUGGAGAAGCGGCAGAGAAACAGCUCCGGCGCAAAACAAACCGCACUCGUGCAUACCUCUCAUCGGACGAGGAUGAGAAUGAAGAGCUUUUCCCGGCAGGUGGUCCAACUGUGCGCAAGGCCAUUGAUGGCGAAGAGCGGCCAAAGAAGGCAAAGAGACGCAGGCGUCAGAAGAGCCAACCGCUCGAAGACGAAGAGCUAGAGGAGCGUGCGAGGAAGAGGAGAGACAAGGAGCGCGAAAGGCGGUCUAAGAUCAAGAGUGAGGCGUUCGUGAAGACGGUAAUGGAUAUCAGCAGUGGGGGUGAGGACGAGGAUGGGGACGGAACAGAUGCGUCCAGCGGGAAGUCUGACUCUAGUGGGGAUAGUGAGGAAGAAGACGAGUCGUCGAGCAAGUCUGACUCUGAGGAGGAGAAUGUACCGUCUGGCUCUCGGCGGGCUGGCCGCCGCAAGCGCAGGAGAGUCUCGAAUAAAGGCAAGGCCCCUUCAGACACCGAGCUGCCAGUCGAUGAGGAGCCGCCCACAUGGUCGCCCACCAGAGAAACGACGGCUAGGGGAAAGUCGCGGGAAGGGGACAAGGAUGUAGAUGACGAUGUAGGCAUGGUGGGGACAGGUCAGAACAGUGACGAGGAGGAAGAUGACGUCCCCAAAACAUCCCAGCUCGCCCGCGGAUUUUAUUCCCCUCCCCUGCAGCGAUGGACCAAAAGCCUUCCCUUCCCCGCCGGGGAGCCUAUCUCCGAACGAGCCUCCCCCAGCUACGCCGACCUCCCCGUCUCGCUCCCGAUGAACAGGCAGGAUGCCCAAUUCCUCUCUCCGUUUGAGGAUAGCCGCCCCUCUUCCCCGUCGUUUUCCGGUCGCUGGCAAGACCCGCGCUCGGCGUCAACCCAGUCGCUCGUGCCCUCGGAGGCCGACGGCGAUAGAGGAGGUAGGCGUCGGCUGCUCAUGAUUUAUAUUCACGGCUUCUAUGGGAACAACCGCUCCUUCAACUCGUUUCCCGCGCACGCGCACGCCUAUCUAAAGGAAGCGCUGCGCGAGUCCCACGUCGUGCAUACCAAGAUCUAUCCUAGGUAUAAAACGUACCAUGCCAUUGGCGUAGGCGCCAAGAGUUUCAGCUCCUGGCUGGAACCGCACGAGGACGAAACCACGGACAUUGUGCUCGUCGGUCACUCUAUGGGGCCAAACCCAAACCCGUUUGGAUCACACCAAUUUGGCCAUCGCAUCCUUGGUGUGGUGGCCCUGGACACGCCGUUUCUCGGCUUACAUCCGGGCAUUAUCCCAACCGGUAUCGCCAGCCUCUUUCGAAGUCCGCCCGAAAACACCAGUCUCAGCUCGCCGAGUCCCGACCCUCCAGAACUGGCGCUGGCUCAAACAAGAUCCACCCCCACGCUCAACCAAGAGCUCAGCACUACCACCACCACCUCCUCCACCCUUCACUCCACGGAUUCUAUAAUAGACACGGGGUCGUAUCCGACAGCCUUUACCUCUGGAUCCGACCUCACUCGCCUAUCUCUUGAAUCCCCUAGCCAGAUACCCUCUCCCAACCCGCCGUCAGCCCGUGACCCCAAUUUUAACCCACCUUGGUUCAAUGACACCAUCAUGAAGGAUCGCUCGUUCUUCAAGAGUGUCGCUCACUUUACGCGUAAACACUUGUCCGAGGGCGUCUUUAAUGCGGCGGGGAAACAUUUCAUGUCCCACAUGGAGUAUGGCGCGUGCCUAGCAGAUUACCCCGGUCUCCAUAAUCGCUACAACCGGAUGCGUGUUCUCGAGGACGUUGACGAUAUCAAGGCCCUCACAAAUGACAUGGUAUCGCACGAGCCCAAUUUUCGGCUGCAGCCCGCUCGGGUCCGUUUCGUAAACUAUUAUACCAGUUCGACGGGGAGGAUAAAACCCCCAAAAUCCGAGGUAGAGGUACCAGACAAAUGCGACAUUGAACAGGGUACAGAAGAGUUAGAAAAGAGGGAGGAGUCACCGGCCGCGCUAGACCCUAGUGCUGCAGAAGGUCGGGGAUCUGAAGGCGAAGAGGUGGAAGCAAAGCUGCCAACACCGAGGAUAUCCGUCGAACUCCACGAGAACGACCGAAUCGAGGUACAGCCAGUUCAGACAACAUCGCCAAUCCUUGAAGACGAGCCGCCAGAAAUGACAGUAUUGGAGCCUUUGCCAGAUGGAGACAACGGAAUGGAACAUGCCGAACUCCUCGACAUUCCCCCACCACCGACGCCUCCUCCGCAGCCCCCAGAUACCUCCUCCUUUCCAGACAAAGCCGCUCAAAAGGCUUCCGAAAAGGAAACAAAGGCCCUUCAGAAAGAGUACGAGCGGGCCGUCAAGUCUCGAGAGAAGCUCAUCAAACAACGACAAAAGCUGCUGGACAAGCAGCGUCGCCAACAAGAAAAGGCCGCCGCCAAAGAGGCUGCAGCGAUCGUAGCGGCCGAGGCUACACAAAGUGCACCACCCAUCGACGAGAAAAAGGAGAAGAAGCCACGCAAGUUCUGCGCAUUGCCGCGCAAGCGAAAUGGCGAGCCCGACUCUACGUGGGUUAGCGUCUUUAUGGAGGGCAUGGACGAGGUCGGCGCCCACUGCGGGCUCUUCUUCCCCGGGCCGCACUAUGAUAAACUCGUUGGCGAUAUGGGGCAUAGGGUCGUCGGAUGGGUGCAGGACGACAUGACGAGGAGGACCAUUGCUGAGAUGAUGCCAAGCUGA